Messenger RNA from Morus notabilis, 763 nucleotides. RefSeq lists its product as uncharacterized. Lineage: Eukaryota; Viridiplantae; Streptophyta; Magnoliopsida; Rosales; Moraceae. The record is from RefSeq and is a predicted model, not a curated record. The transcript has 3 exons. Bases 77 to 367 code for a protein of 96 amino acids.
GGACUCUGAUAUCGGCUGCUUACGAGUUUUCGGUCUCUGUUUUCACCUUUUGAAGUUGCAGUUUCCACACAGAAAAAUGGCGUCCUUCUGCAGAUCAGCUCUAAUGGCAGGCUCUCGCUCCAUCGCAGCUCGCUCCAAAGUCGUCUCCCCAAAAUCCUUAAAUUCCAUACCAAUUUCCUCUCCAUUUUCCUCGGCCUCCGGAUCCAUUCCUCGAGCUUCACGGAUAAUUUCCGCUUUGGGAAGCGUCGAGUCGUUGAUGCCGCUUCACAGCGCGAUCGCUUCCGCUCGGCUCAAAUCCAACAUCGCCGUUGAUUCCACCUGCUGGAGCUACCUUUGUCAAGGAAUCCUAGGACUUGACACGAGCUGAACGACUGGAAACAAACCGACUAAAAUCAAGCCACCUUGACCCAGGUUUGAUCAAGUUUUGCAGGCUGUAACUGAUUUUUUUAUAUUUUUCUCGUCUCGACGGCAUUGAAAUUGCUUUUUUCGAAAUUUGUUCUGAUCAAUAUUCUUGGAUAAUAAUAAGAUCAUUAUCAUGUAGCUGAAUCAUAGAAGGGCUGCUUUAUAUUUUUUUAACUACUGUCUAUGUAGCAGGGCCUCUGUACCUGUUAGAGAGGCCUUAUAACCAUGUGGGAUUCACGUGAUCUGGCUUAUUUUAGGGGUUGAGUCCAUACUUCAAAAGAAGGGGAAGAGAUCUUAUCCAGAAAUGUAACAGCCUCGAUAAGAUAGAUUUCAUGGGACAUGGUUUUAAUAUUUAAAUGGA